Molecule: messenger RNA, 1060 nt
Organism: Paraphaeosphaeria sporulosa
Lineage: Eukaryota; Fungi; Ascomycota; Dothideomycetes; Pleosporales; Didymosphaeriaceae
Product: NAD(P)-binding protein
Exons: 1
Coding region: 56-844 (262 amino acids)
Molecular function (GO): oxidoreductase activity
Source: RefSeq, a predicted model, not a curated record
GCACCUUUGAAUUUCCUGCCUCCCUCUUCUUCCACCUCCUGCAUACUAUACCAACAUGGACAGCGCCUCCCUCUUCUCCGUCAGCGGCAAAGUCGUCCUCGUGACUGGCGGCGCAAAAGGCAUCGGCCGCAUGAUCUCGGAAGGCUUCGUCCAAAACGGCGCCAAGGUGUACAUAUCCUCCCGCGACGCAAAAGCCUGCGCGCAGGCCUGCGACGAGCUCAACGCGCUGGGCAAAGGAAAAGCAGACUACAUCACCGCGGAUCUGUACAAAGAGGAGGACAUCACGAAGCUCGCGGCGGAGCUCAAGAAGCGCGCAGGCAAGCUCGACGUGCUGGUCAACAACUCCGGCAGCAACUGGGGAGAGAGCUACGACACGUAUCCGUCGGCGGCGUGGGACCGUGUGCUCACGCUGAAUCUCAAGCGCGUGUUCCAGCUCACGCAGGCGGUGACGCCGCUGCUCGAAGCCGCCGCGACAUCGGCCUCGCCCUCGCGCGUCAUAAACAUCGGCUCGGUAGACGGCCUGCGCGUCCCCGCGCUCGAGACGUUUGCGUACAGCGCGUCGAAAGCGGGAUUGCACCAUCUCUCGCGGGUGCUGGCGAGCCACCUGGGCAAGCGGAAUAUCACGAGCAAUACGAUUGCGUGUGGGCCGUUUCAGAGCAAGAUGAUGAAGGCGACGCUGGAGAAGUUCCAAGAUGCGAUUGAGGCGACGAUACCGCUGGGAAGGAUCGGAAGCCCCGAGGAUGUGGCGGGGACAUGUAUUUGGUUGAGCGGGAGGGCGGGUGCAUAUGUGAACGGGGCGACGAUUGCGCUGGACGGAGGGAGCUUGGUUGGUUCGAAGUUGUAAGCAUGGAAUAGCGGAUUCGUGUAUUUUUCCAUGUACGAUGAUCGAGUUGGAUGGCACUGCAUUUGAAGUAUAGACCGAUUGGAUUUUGUUCAAUCGCGCACUGGGUUAGCAGAGCGCUUGACCGAACGGCGUCUCUCGACCCUUGAGCAGGUUGGUAGGGACUUUGACUCGCACCGCCAUGGGCCUGGUCUUGAGAGAUCCGUACCAAGAUACAAA